Molecule: messenger RNA, 411 nt
Organism: Caenorhabditis bovis
Lineage: Eukaryota; Metazoa; Nematoda; Chromadorea; Rhabditida; Rhabditidae
Source: the annotation of a GenBank genome assembly
AUGCAAUAUUUCGGCUCAGAAUUCGUCAUCUCAAUUCUUCUGCUGCUCAUUGUGAGUGUGUGCUCAUUGCCGUUCGAGAAGAAGGCCGACAUUGACAUGUUCACAUCGGCUGUCAAUCGUGCAAAUCGCUUGAGAUAUGGUAAAAGAUCAUCAUCGCCGAUUGAAUACGAAGAAAGCGUUUUCACAUUCCCAAUCGCGAAGAAAGCGACGAUCGACGCGUUCGCUUCGGCUGUCAAUGGCGCGAAUCGCCUUCGAUACGGCAAAAGAUCCUCUUCCGGCAAUCCUGGCCAAAGGAGCAAACGUGGAAUCAACACCGAAUCCCUUGUUGCAUCUCUCAACGGUGCUGAAAGAUUACGGUAUGUCGGAAGAAUGAUUUUCCUCGAUGAAAUCGUGUUUCAGAUUCGGACGUAA